ACCUGAUCCAGCUGGUGGGCUGAUUGCAGGAAAACUUGGCAGCUUCCCACCCCGGGGGCCUGGGCAGCGCGAGGCUGCGGCCUCAUAAGGUGCGGGGAGCAGGCGGGAGAGGCAGGCUGGCUGGGACGGGAGGCCGGCAGAGGCCGGGCAGGCUGGUCCUCCGCAGGACUCACGGUGAAGGCCCGCCGAGGUCCCAUGCGGCGGGAGGCUCACCAUGCUGUCGUGGGCGCCCUCGCUUCUUGCCUUCCUUCUUCCCACCCUCCUGGUCCAGGGAGAAGCCAGGCACCACGGGGGCCUCUGGACCCACAGCACCAGGCCCGCCCUGCUGAGGCUGUCAGACUACCUCCUGGCCGGCUACAACAAGGGCGUGCGACCUGUGCGGGACUGGAGGAGACCCACCACCGUGUCCAUUGACGUCAUUGUUUACGCCAUCCUCAGCGUGGACGAGAAGAAUCAGGUACUGACCACCUACAUCUGGUACCGGCAGUACUGGACCGAUGAGUUCCUCCAGUGGGACCCGGGAGACUUUGACAACAUCACCAAGCUGUCCGUCCCCACGGACAGCAUCUGGGUCCCCGACAUUCUCAUCAACGAGUUCGUGGAUGUGGGCAAGUCUCCAAACAUCCCCUACGUCUAUGUCCGGCAUCACGGUGAGGUGCAGAACUACAAGCCCCUCCACGUGGUGACCGCCUGCAGCCUGGACAUCUACAACUUCCCCUUCGACGUUCAGAACUGCUCCCUGACCUUCACCAGCUGGCUGCACACAAUCCAGGACAUCAACAUAUCCCUGUGGCGCUUGCCGGAAGAGGUCAAGUCCGACAAGAGUGUCUUCAUGAACCAGGGCGAGUGGGAGCUGCUGGGGGUGCUGACCCAGUUUCGGGAGUUCAUGGAAAGCAGCGACUGUUACGCGGAAAUGAAGUUCUACGUGGUCAUCCGCCGGCGGCCCCUGUUCUAUGCUGUCAGCCUGCUGCUGCCCAGCAUCUUCCUUAUGGUCAUGGACAUUGUGGGCUUCUACCUGCCCCCCGACAGUGGGGAGAGAGUCUCCUUCAAGAUCACGCUCCUCCUGGGCUACUCGGUCUUCCUGAUCAUUGUGUCUGACACGCUGCCGGCUACCGCCAUCGGCACGCCCCUCAUUGGUAAGGCGCGCUCCGGGCAGAGCCGAGCGUGGCGAGGAGCUGGCCCCAUCCCACCUCCUGUGUGUCCUCUCCGCCCCGCCCUGGGCUGUGCAGGUGUGUACUUUGUCGUGUGCAUGGCUCUGCUGGUGUUAAGCCUGGCGGAGACCAUCCUCAUCGUGCGGCUGGUGCACAAGCAGGAGCUGCAGCGGCCUGUGCCCGCCUGGCUGCGGCGCCUGGCUCCGGACAGGCUGGUCCCACCACUCUGCCGAAGGGGACAGUCAGCCUCCCCAAGGCCCCCAACCACCUCCCAAGCCACCAAAACUGAUGACUGCUCAGACAUGGGGAACCGCUGCAGCCCUCGGGGAGGACCUCAGGACUCGGAGGGGACCCCGAGGGGCAGGGGCAGCCCCCCGCCCGCGCCCCGGGAGGCCUCGCUGGCCACGUGCGCAGUGCUGCAGGAGCUGUCCUCCGUCAGGCACCUCCUGGAGAGGCGGGAGGAGGGCCGCGAGGUGGCCCGGGACUGGCUGCGCGUGGGCUCUGCGCUGGACAGGCUGCUCUUCCGCAUCUACCUGCUGGUGGUGCUGGUCUAUGGUGCCACGCUGGUCGCCCUCUGGUCCAUCUGGCAGUGUUCCUGAGGGGGUGUGGCCCAGCAGGGCAGGGGCAUGAAGACCCUGGUGAGGAUGGGGUGGGAGGACUUCAGGGCCCAGGGGAGCCAGCGCCAUUCCCAAGACGCCUGCGCACUCGCACCGCUGCUCCCAAAGCCAGCUCUCCGCAGCCCCCGCAGGGCCUCCACUCUUCCCAGAGCACUUGCGCUCAAGACCUCCACCUCCUGCCUGCCCCUCGUUAGCUCUGAAACAUGCUGUCUCAGAUCAGGAGAAGCCCGCGCAUCCCCUGGCGUCGCUCUGUGUGCCUGUGUCCCCGGCCUCAGUGUCCCCACUGACACUCCUCUGAACAGGGCACUUUGGCGUUCCGUGCAUCUCUCUCAAUCUUGUUUUUAGAUCGAAGGCAAACUGGCUCUCUGCCAACAGCAAUGAUAACUCAGCAUGAGGUCUGUCUAACCCCACUGUCCCCGCCACCUCUAAUCUCACUGUCUGGCACCUCUAACCCCAGUGUCCCCACCACCUCUAACCCCACUGUCUGUCACCUCUAACC
Messenger RNA from Manis javanica (Malayan pangolin), 2267 nucleotides. It is a transcript of the gene HTR3A, whose product is annotated as 5-hydroxytryptamine receptor 3A. Gene Ontology annotation, molecular function: extracellular ligand-gated monoatomic ion channel activity; transmembrane signaling receptor activity. Gene Ontology annotation, biological process: monoatomic ion transmembrane transport. Lineage: Eukaryota; Metazoa; Chordata; Mammalia; Pholidota; Manidae. Gene Ontology annotation, cellular component: postsynaptic membrane. The record is from RefSeq and is a predicted model, not a curated record.